Paramecium sonneborni is the source of this 3551-nucleotide messenger RNA. NCBI's taxonomy places the organism in Eukaryota, Ciliophora, Oligohymenophorea, Peniculida, Parameciidae. The record is from the annotation of a GenBank genome assembly.
UUUAUUUUCAUAUCUAAAUGUCAAAGAAAUCAACUUAAAAUUUGAUAAAAGGGGUAAUAUUGGGUGAAGCAAGAGGUAAAUUUAAAAAGUGUCAAAUCUGUUAGAAAGAAUUUGGAAUUUUUCAUAAAGAACACUAAUGCAAAAGGUUUGUGUAAUAAUCUAAAUUUAAGGUGUCGAAGAGCUGUAUGUUAGAAUUGUGCAAAUCAUCAUGGACCUGUUUUAACUGAUACAGGAUUUUCAAAAUAAACCCACAGAAUUUGUAAUGUAUGUAAAGAUGAAAGUGAUUCAAUUAAGAAGUUUAUAGAAUCAUAAAAAAUAGGUUUAGGAAAAGAUACAUAUGCAAUAGAAUGGUUAAAAUAAUCAGGUCUUACUAUUGAUUUAGCUAAAAAGGUAAUAUCUUAUUAAUGUUAUAGGAAUAUGAUUUGGCAUAAAAAGAAAAUGAUCGACAAAAAGAUAAAGCAGAGUUUUUAAGGAUGAAAUAAGAGUUAUAAAUGGUAAUGAUUGAAUUCUGGAUGAAUCUAACCUUUUCUUAUAGGGAAUUUUUAUUUUACUUAAUGAAAGAUAUCGAAUAAGAUUAAUUAUAAUAACAGAUAUGCAGAGUUUUAGGAGCAAUAUUAUUAUAAUAUCCAGAAAUAGGAUACAGUUCAGAUUAAGUAAUAAUAACAACAUUUCUGUUGUGUUUCUGUUCUGAAUCAUCUGCAUAUGCAAUUUUAACAAUAUUAUAUUCAGAAAUAAUUCCUUCUUAUUUGUAUCCAUUAAAUUUAAAAAAAAUGCCAUAUGAUUAUUAAAAUGAGAAUGAUUAACUUUUUUAAGUCUUAGAAUAGGGAUUUAAAAUUAAAUCAUCAGAUUUAUAAAUAAUUAAACCAUUUAUAAAAUAAAGAGCUCAAAGAUAUAUUCUAUCAUUGGGAAUCAACUUUUUUUAGUUUUAGACAUCAUUCUAUAUUAUUAAUCAAAUGCUUGUUAAUCCUAAAACUGGAUAUGAUAAUUUUAUCAAAAGCUUAGCAGUUUGCUUUUAUUAAUAAUUUGAAGAUAUCAAGGUCUUUAUAAAUUCUUUAGAAGAUAUUGAAGCUUAAAUUUUAAGAAAUGUUAAAUCUACUUAAUGUGAGAAAGAUUUUCUUUUAACAAAAAAUAUAAUGUUUAUUCCUCACAAAAGAGUGACUUAAAGUGUUGUUAUAUCAAGAUCAACUGAUAAAAAACAAUCAAAUUAAAUUUAACCUGAACAUAAUAGAGAUCUUAAAAUUGAAGUUUAAAUAAAACCUGAAUAAAGUGUAUCAGAGUUUGCUGCUGUCUAAGAUAAAGCAUUGUAAGAACCAAAAAGAAAAUCUGUGGAAGUUAAAGCUACUAUAGAAGUAGAUGAAGAAAAAACAAAUUUAAAGUAAUAUAUUAUAAAGGUUGAAGAAACCUUAAUGUUAAAACAUAAAUUAGUUACUGAAUUAUAAAAUAGGAUUAAAGAAUUAUAAAAUUAAUAACCUUAAAUUAAUAAUAAUAAUUCAAAUGUAGAUAAAUAAUUAAUAGAAACUAAUGAAUAAUUAAGAAAAAGAAUUUAGGAAUAUGAGAUACAGAUUUCUUAAUUAGAAGAGUAAAAUAAAUAUUCUAAUAAACUUUAAGAAGAUGCUUAGGAUAUGGUUGUUACAAUUCAGAAAUCAAAUAAAGAAUUAGAAUAAUAGCUUGAAACUUCAUUAAGAACAAAUAAGGAUUUGUAUAUUUAGAUAAAAGAUUUGAAGAAUCAAAGUUCUUAAAUAUAACCACCUUCACCAAUGACACCUUCAAGGGAAAAAAAUUAUUAAAUAAAUAUUGCUUUGAUUUAAAAAAAGAACGAGGAAUAAUUAUAAUAGAAAAUAGAUUAAGAGCAAUAAAGGAUUGUAUUAUUGGAAUAAUAAAUUAAUUAAUCGAAUAAAGAAUUAUUGGGUUUAUAAUAAUUAAAUUAAGAUAAACUUAAGAUUAUAGGAAAUUUAGAAGUAAGAUUGAUUGAAUUAGAUUCAACAAAAAGAGAAAAUGAAAAACUAACUCUUGAGAUAGCAGCUUUGUUUAAAAAAAUAGAACAUCAUGAAUUAGUAAUAAUUUAAUAACAAGAAGAUCUUGAAGAUUUGAAGGCUAAAUAUGAAUAAUUAUCUAAAUAAUAUGAAAUUUAAGGAGAAGAAUUAGAUUAAAUAAGAAUAGAAAAAAGAUAGAAUUUGGAAGAAUAUAAUAGAAAAGAGAAUGAAUUACUUUUAAUAAUAGAAGAUUUGAAAAAUAGAUUAUAAGAUAUGACAAAAUAAUAUUAAACAAUAUCAGAUUAAUUAAAUUAGUCAUUAGAUACCAAUAACUAAUUAUAAAAUUUAAUUCAAGAGAAGGAUGAAACAAUUAAAUUACUUGAAGCAGGUAUAGCUAAAGGUGUUAAAAAAAUAGCAGAAAUAGAAGCUAAUCAUCAUAAAUAGAAAGAAGAUGAUAGAAAGACAAUUGAAGAAUUAAAAUAAAUUAUUGAGUAAAAUAAUCAAAAGAUUAAUAAACUCGAAAAAGAUAUAGCAGAGAAAGAUAAUAAACUUGAAGAGCAUAGAAAGGAAUUCAAAGCACUUAAGGUUAUAUUUGUUACUUUAGAGGAGAAAUGGACAAAAUUAGACAAUGAUCACAAAGAUUUAAAUAAUAGACAUGAGAAAUUAAUAGCUGAAUGUGAUGAAUGGAAGAAAAGAUUUAAUUAGCUUGACGGAGAACAUAAAGAUUUAUAAGAGAAACAUAGAUUAAUUAUUAUAGAGUAUGAAAAAGUAAAAGAAAAUACAAAUGAGAAAAUGAAUGAAUUAAAAUCUCAAAAUGAAGAUCUUCUUAGAAAACUUAAAGUAUUAGAAGAUAAAUAUUAAUUAUUAUAUAAUUAGCAUUAAGCAGUUUUAGAAAGGUUGGAAAAAGAAACCUAAAAUCAUAUUAAGAAAGUAGGAGAAUUAGAUUUAAUAAUUAUUGGAUUGGAAAAGAAAGCUCAUGAAUAUAAAACAUUGAGUGAGAAUUAAAAAUUAGAAAUAGAUAAUUUAAAGUCUUUAAUAAAAGAAUUGGAAGGUAAAAUGGCUUAAGCUGAAAAAGAUCAAUAAUAGAGACAUUAAUAAUUGCUUAUUUAAAUAUAAGCACAUUUAGAGAAAUUAACAAAAUUAGAAAAUAAAAAUAGCAAAUUAGAAUUAGAUGUACUAGAUAUGGAAAAAAGAAUAUAAGAACUUAUUUUGUAUAAUCAAGAUUAUAAAAAUGAAAUUAUUAAAUAAGAUGAAAAAAUUGCAAUUUUAAUAAAAGAAGCAUAAACUAAAGAAUCAGAAAUAAUUAAAUUAAUUGAGGUUAUUGAAAAAUAAAAAUUAGAAUUAGUUGAACAUGAUAAGAUAAUAAUUAUCUUAAGAUAAGAGAAUGAGAAGUACAAAUUGGAUUUGAUUGAUUAUGAAAAAAUUAUUAGAGAGUUAAGAUAAAAAAUAAAAGAGCUUGAACUCAUUAUUAUAGAAAAGGAAAAGAAAAUUAUAGAAUCAGAAAAGCAAAUUAAAAAGCUAUAGACAUUGUUAGUACAAUUUAAGACAUUAUCAGAAGAAAUGGCAUCAAUAAGUUGA